AUCCCUGCGCAUUGCCUCCUUUCCAUCACUCUCAAAACUUAUACCACGAACUCCCAUCACACGAGAUCAUCUUUCCCCUUCAGAAUGGCAGCUGCAACCAUGGCUCUCUCUUCCCCAUCUUUCGCCGGAAAGGCCGUCAAGCUCUCUCCUUCCGCCCCUAAAAUCCAAGGCAAUGGCCGUGUUUCCAUGAGGAAAACCGCUACCAAGGCUGCUCCCUCCGGAAGUCCAUGGUACGGUCCUGACCGAGUUUUGUACUUGGGUCCACUAUCUGGUGAGCCUCCAUCUUACUUGACCGGAGAAUUCCCUGGUGACUACGGUUGGGACACUGCUGGACUCUCGGCUGACCCAGAGACAUUUGCCAGGAACCGUGAGCUCGAAGUCAUCCACUGUAGGUGGGCUAUGUUGGGUGCUCUUGGGUGUGUUUUCCCUGAGCUUUUGGCUAGGAAUGGAGUCAAAUUCGGUGAGGCCGUGUGGUUCAAGGCCGGAUCUCAGAUCUUCAGCGAAGGUGGGCUUGACUACUUGGGAAACCCAAGCUUGAUACACGCUCAAAGCAUCUUGGCCAUCUGGGCUUGCCAAGUUAUCUUGAUGGGAGCUGUUGAGGGUUACCGCAUUGCUGGCGGGCCUCUCGGUGAGGUAACCGACCCCUUGUACCCAGGUGGCAGCUUCGACCCAUUGGGUCUUGCUGACGACCCAGAGGCAUUCGCUGAGCUUAAGGUGAAGGAGAUCAAGAACGGCAGAUUGGCUAUGUUCUCCAUGUUUGGAUUCUUCGUCCAAGCCAUCGUCACCGGAAAGGGACCAUUGGAGAACUUGGCUGACCACCUUGCUGACCCAGUUAACAACAAUGCCUGGGCCUACGCCACCAACUUUGUUCCCGGAAAGUGAGAUUAGAGGGUGAGAGUGAUUUGUGUUUGAAGUUUCUGUUGAUGUGAUGUAAAUUUGUUGCAAAUCAAUGAGAGCAUGAGGUGAAUUUUUAUGUGCUAAA
Gossypium arboreum is the source of this 982-nucleotide messenger RNA. RefSeq names its product chlorophyll a-b binding protein of LHCII type 1. The transcript has a single exon. Gene Ontology annotation, cellular component: chloroplast thylakoid membrane; chloroplast envelope; plastoglobule. NCBI's taxonomy places the organism in Eukaryota, Viridiplantae, Streptophyta, Magnoliopsida, Malvales, Malvaceae. The record is from RefSeq and is a predicted model, not a curated record. Bases 85 to 882 code for a protein of 265 amino acids. Gene Ontology annotation, biological process: photosynthesis, light harvesting in photosystem I; response to light stimulus.